CCAACUAUGUCAUUUCAAAAUCCAAAAAAAAACAAAAUCCUUAAUUAAAAGUACCUAAAAUUAAAAGAAAAUGCUUCGCAAACUAUUUUUCGCACAUUAAACCCGAUCAUUAUCCAUUCCAAUAUUAAUUGAAAAUCCGUGUAGCUACGAAGAUUUCAUAAAGAACCACAUCAGAAAUAAUAAAAAUUAGGAGUUGUCAAAAAAAAAAUUUUUGCUGUCAAAUCAAAAAAAAAAAAAAUUGAAAUAGCGUCGCAAAAUGUCUAAAGAAGAUGAUCAUACCAGUGUAAACGAAACGAUAUCGAUUACAGUUAAAUCCCAAAUGAAAAAGGAAUCGUUUAAUAUAUCGACGGAGUCGACGAUUUUGGAGUUGAAGGAAUUGGUUUCGCCGAAAUUCGAAGCAAACGUUCCCGAUAUUCGGUUGAUUUACGCAGGGAGGAUAUUAAGGGAUGAAGAUACGUUGGGUAAUUUGAACAUAAAGAAUGGAUUUACCAUCAUUUUGGUUGUAAAAUCGACCGCGCCUCAACAUAGAUUACCAAAUAUUGGACUUCGAUCACCACCACUUAACGAAGUUAACAACCAACAACCUCUAGGGACAAGAAAUAGUCUGCACGAAUUAUUUACUGGGGCAAUGCUUCAAUAUUAUCUAGAUAACCCGGAAUUAAUCCGAACGAUGUUAACUAAUAACCCAGAAAUGCAAACAAUCAUUCAACAAAACCCCGAAAUUGGGCACUUAAUUAAUAACCCAACAUUUUUAAGACAAGCAGUCCAAUUUAUGGCCAACCCAAAUAUAGCCGAGGAAGUCCGAAGGAGUAAUGAUCGCGCUAUGAGUAAUUUAGAAAGUUUACCAGGGGGUUAUAAUUUAUUACAACAACUUUAUCAAAACGUAGAGGAACCAAUGAUGAACUCCGUUAACGAACAAUUCCAUGGUAAUCCUUUCGCUGCUUUAUCAACAACCCAAACACCAAAUUUACAACAAGGCGCUGAAAAUCGCCAACCACUCCCAAAUCCUUGGUCAAAUACGGCUCCGAACAUCACAGAAACUCCAAAUUACGGAACCCCGGAUGGAAAUGUAAACAAUUUACAAUCGAUUUUGCAAAGUUUCAUGGCGGGAUCCCAAGAAGUCCCUAAUACUGGUGGGAAUGUACAAGGUCAGGAGAUAUUACAAGCAUUACUUCAAGAACAUCAAGGUCUCUCAGCACUUUCUAAUCUUAUAUCAGCCGCUUUAAUGGAAUCGGAAGGAACGGGAGGUGAAAACCAAAUGCCCCAAUUUAAUAUUGAAAAUUUAACCGAAACCAUCGCCCAUUUAACGCAACAAAUCGGUUCGGAACGAGUUCCCCCCGAAGAACGUUACAGUAAUCAACUCAAUCAAUUGAAUGAAAUGGGAUUUCCAAAUCGAGAAGAUAAUCUUCAAGCUUUAAUAGCAACAUUUGGCGAUAUCAACGCUGCAAUUGAAAGACUUAUACCUCAUUAAUAAAAAUAAAUAUUAUAAGAAUAAUAAAAAUUGGUUAAUUAAACAUA
Onthophagus taurus is the source of this 1518-nucleotide messenger RNA. Its product is annotated as ubiquilin-1-like. Gene Ontology annotation, cellular component: cytosol. The record is from RefSeq and is a predicted model, not a curated record. Gene Ontology annotation, molecular function: polyubiquitin modification-dependent protein binding. Gene Ontology annotation, biological process: ubiquitin-dependent protein catabolic process. NCBI's taxonomy places the organism in Eukaryota, Metazoa, Arthropoda, Insecta, Coleoptera, Scarabaeidae.